AUGCUUGCAUGGAAACCUGUCUUCAACCAGUCCGGCUCCACGGAGUUUGUGUUCCGUGUGUUCACCACAGUUCCUGAAUUACAGUUUCUUCUCUUCCUUCUCUUCCUCCUUCCCCACUUAACGAUCAUCUGUGGCAACACAGCCAUCAUCUGCGUGGUAUGCACACACAGCGCCCUCCGUACCCCCAUGUAUUUCUUCCUGUCCAACCUGACCUUUGCAGAGAUCUGCUACAACACGGUUGUUGUGCCCUUGAUGCUUUCCAACAUUUUUGGGGCCCAGAAGCCCAUUCCAUUGGCUGGAUGUGGGGCCCAAAUGUUCUUCUUUCUCACACUUGGUGGUACUGACUGUUUCCUCUUGGCGAUCAUGUUCUAUGACCGCUAUGUGGCCAUCUGCCACCCGCUGCACUACACCCUCAUCAUGACCCGCCAGCUGUGCGUGCAGAUGCUGGGCGGGGCCACGGGCCUGGCCCUCUUCCUCUCCUUGCAGCUUACUGCCUUAAUCUUCACCCUGCCCUUCUACAGCCACCGCCGGGAAAUCAACCACUUCCUCUGCGAUGUGCCUCUGGUCCUGCGCCUGGCCUGCGCUGGCAUCUGUGUGCACCAGGCUGUCCUCUAUGUCGUGAGCAUCCUCGUGCUGACAGUCCCCUUUCUGCUUAUCUGCGUCUCCUACAUGUUCAUCACCUGCGCCAUCCUGAGCAUCCGUUCUGCCGAGGGCCGCCGCUGUGCCUUCUCCACCUGCUCCUCCCACCUCACCGUGGUCCUGCGGCAGUAUGGCUGCUGUGCCUUGGUAUACUUGCGUCCCCAGUCCAGCUCUUCUGUAGAGGAGGACUGCCAAUUUGCCCUUGUUUACACCUUUAUCACACCAUUACUCAACCCUUUGAUUUACACCCUUAGGAACAAGGAUGUCAAAGGUGCCCUGAAAAAAGUGAUCAGUACCAAAGGGACAUCUGAGUCCUGA
Molecule: messenger RNA, 957 nt
Organism: Sapajus apella (tufted capuchin)
Lineage: Eukaryota; Metazoa; Chordata; Mammalia; Primates; Cebidae
Product: olfactory receptor 10Q1-like
Exons: 1
Coding region: 1-957 (318 amino acids)
Biological process (GO): G protein-coupled receptor signaling pathway
Cellular component (GO): membrane
Molecular function (GO): G protein-coupled receptor activity; olfactory receptor activity
Source: RefSeq, a predicted model, not a curated record